Molecule: messenger RNA, 1710 nt
Organism: Paraglomus brasilianum
Lineage: Eukaryota; Fungi; Glomeromycota; Glomeromycetes; Paraglomerales; Paraglomeraceae
Source: the annotation of a GenBank genome assembly
AUGACCACACAACGCCCGGCUUCCGAACAGUUUAAUCUUCAACCCUCCUCCAAAUCCAAUCCCCAAUACCGCUCUUCCACCGACCUCUCUCAUUUGGCUCAACAACCUACAAAUCACCGUGGGUCUCGACCCGCCUCCGAAAUCUUCCCUCCCAAUACUACAUAUCAUUCACCGGAAGCUGAAGCCAUCGACAAGUGGUUCGAAGACCUACAGCACUACGAACAGACGCUAGAAGAAAUGGCUAACGCCAGUUUAGACCAGAACUUUAAGGAAGAAUUGGGUGCCAUCGAACAAUGGUUUAGAGUUUUGUCAGAAGCUGAACGGACUGCAGCAUUAUACAGUUUGUUGCAGCACUCUACCCAAGUCCAAAUACGUUUCUUCAUAACAGUACUACAACAGAUGGCAAGAAGCGAUCCAAUGGGUGCUCUCCUAUCACCUGCAAACCCAGAAAAAGACAUGAUGAGUGCUCAGUUAGCUGGUGCUAUGGCCAAGGCUGAUGUUGAGGCAAAACUAGCUGGUAUGGCUCUCAAGUCGCCGACUAGCCCAACAUAUCCACGUCGCUUGUAUGAUCGACACUCGGGCGUUGAGUUUUUGUCUCCUGACGCCGCUAUCUACUCGGAUCCUGCGGCAGCUCUCGCCCAACAAAGAGCACGUCUUCAAGCAAACGCUGGCAACAGAGCUGGAUUAUAUUCUUCCCGGCCGAAAUCUAUGGUUGCAGAGGGUGAUCAAACUGUCUGGGCACCCGCUACUUCUGGUAAUCAAAGCAGUAAUAAGGAUAGAACUCCAAAUGGGCGACCCAAGUCUGCUGACCUUAGUGCUCUCCCAUGGACACCUGGGUAUAAUUUACGUUCACCUAGGCCAGGAGGAGCAUUCGAUGGAGAGUUAUCACCCCUUGUUGGCGGUAGUUGGGCUAGCAUGGUAUCGACGCCGGUAGUCCCAAUGUUUGCUGAGAAACAAAACGCUAAAGCUUCCGAACAAAUAGAUUUGGCAGCGAAAAAACUAUCCAGCUGGAGCAUUAGUAAUAGUUCGGGAAACCGUGUCGUGUUAGAGAGCGAUGUGAAGAAAUUCCGUCGCAAUCAUGGCAAGAACAAUAACCAGUCUGGCGUACCCGCUACAGUCCAAGAGGAAAAAUAUGCGGCGGCGUCUGCCAAUAUUGUUCUUUCCAUGUAUGACGAAAACGGAAAUCUACGCUCACCACAACAGUCACCGCUUCCCAGUCCAAAGGUACCAGCUCGUCAAUCACGGCCUUCUUCACCGAAUUCUGCGAAUCAAAACCAGUCUUCAGGUGGUUUGUAUGCUGUGCAUCCGGGUUGGAAUCAAGCAGGCGGAGGUGGUAAAACCAAUUAUUUGGCUCCUCCGGGUGUUAGCGUGCGUUAUGAUGGAAAUGGGGAUGUUGGCGGCUAUCACAGUGACCAAAGCGAUACUUCUCACAAACCCAAUUCAAAAGUUCACGGGAAGAACAAAAAGAAGCAAAGUGACGAUGCUGUCGAUUUCGACUUGUUACAAGAUAUUCCUGCAUGGCUAAGAAGCCUUCGUUUGCACAAAUACACUCCCAUGUUUGAGGGAAUGAAGUGGCAGGAAAUUGUCGAAUUAGACGACACCCGCCUAGAGCAUAAAGGCGUUGCUGCGCUCGGUGCUCGCCGUAAGAUGUUGAAGGAAUUUGAGAAAGUGAAGAAUGCUAUAAAAGAGCAAGGCGCCACUACAUCGUAA